AUGUCUUCACAAAAUGUUUCAGUCAAAAUAACAGAAUUCAUCAUUGGUGGUUUUGAUACAACCAGCUAUCCUGUGCUAGUUGGUGCGGUUAUACUGAUUGCCUACAUUGUGGUUGUUCUAGCAAAUGUAGUAAAUAUCCUCAUCAUUAUUCAUGAAAAGAAACUACACAGACCAAUGUAUCUUCUGAUUUGUAACCUUGCUGUUGUUGAUAUUCUGUACACAUCUAGUGUGUGUCCAACAAUGAUUGGAGUUCUACUUGUUGGUGUUAAAAACAUCUCCUAUGUGCCAUGUUUAAUUCAAAUGUUUACUUUUCAUUUAGGAGCAGUGAUGGAGGCAUUUGCUCUGUCAAUUAUGGCAUUUGAUCGAUUGAUUGCUGUUAGUUGUCCUUUUCAGUAUCACAGAUAUUUAACAAAUGUUCGUAUUGUGUCUCUUACAUAUUUUCUGUGGAUUGUUGGCAGUGGUUUAGUGGCUGUUUUUCCUGCAACUGUGAUUCCUCUCCCUCACUGCUACAAAGUGCUGAAGUACACGUUCUGUUCUUAUCCUGCUGUAGUAAGAACCACUUGUGUUGAUCCAAACUACUAUUUCAAUAUGGUUUCAAUUAUAAUAUUUUUCUUUGUAUUUUUCACCCUUGGUUUUAUUUGCCUGUCCUACAUUGGGAUCAUAGUUUUUGCUAAAUUAUCUUCCUAUAAUGACAGAAUGAAAAUGGGCAGCACUUGUUUGAGCCACUUGAUUGUUGUAAUAUGUUUUUAUAUUCCAUUAAUUGUCAUUGCUCUGUUGACCAGGUUAGGUGUAGUAUUAACUCUUGAGGCGCGUGAUGGCUUAAAUAUUGGAUCGAUGCUCAUCUCAGCCCUGGUAAAUCCUUUUGUGUACUGUCUUAGAACAAAAGAAAUAAAAAAUGAGAUUACUAUGACAUUCAAAAAAGUUCAGACAUUUCAGUAAAUGUUUGUGAUAUGUACCUUUACAAAUAUUACAAUAAUUCACUUCUGCAAAUAUUGUAUCUGAUUUUUUUAUUAAGUUUUAUGUUAAAGCGCAAACAUAUUUAGUCAUGCAUUGUCUAAGGAAGGGGUCUCCAGUCCUGGUCCUAAAGUGCUACUGUGCUGCUAGUUUUCCAGCUCUCCCUGUUGAUUACCUUGAUCAGGUGUGUCAGUUAGCUGCUGGUUGACUUAACACACCUGAUCAAGGUAAUCAGUAUUAGCCCGGGGCAGGGAGAGUUGGAAAACUUCCAUGACAGUAGCUACUGUGGCCAGGAUUGGGCCCCUGUAGUCUAAAGUAUUUAUAUAGUAGUCUCCAAGUUAAAGUCACUGAUUAUUUUAACUUUGGAAAAACAUAUUACAUAUUAAAGCACAAACACAAAUGUCAUGACAGAGAUUUUCCAGUCCUUGAUUUUGAACCGAGGGGAAAACAGAUGUUGGAUAUGCAUAGACUAAAGUAAUACUAAUAACAUUUUUAAACUAGGAUGGCUCCACUUCAUUAUCUUGAUCUAGCCUUGCAUAUAAACAGUGCAGCCUACCUGAAUUUAUUGUAUCUGUUUCUAACAAACUUUGUUAUUUGAUUAUUCAGAACAACAAUUUACUGUAAAAUCAAAAAACAUUAUAUGUACCCAUGGUACAUGUAAUGUGGUGGUUGUAAGCUGUUGCUACUCAGGAGUAACAACACAGAAGUUUCACACAAUAUGUAAGUGGUUUCUUCUGUAGUGAAUUCUGAUUUAGAACAGUUCUACGCAUUACUAUAUUGAUUUAUCAAUAAAAGCUCAUUCACAUACAGUAGAAAAAUUGACCUGAAAAUCCAUCAAACAUAAAGUCAAAGCCAGCAAAAUUAGAAUUUCUCAUUUAAACCUCUUUGCUGGGUUUUCGAACCAGCUUGGAUCAAAGUCCACUGUGAUUGGAUAAUACUGUAGUUCUGUCCAAUGGAA
Molecule: messenger RNA, 1912 nt
Organism: Betta splendens (Siamese fighting fish)
Lineage: Eukaryota; Metazoa; Chordata; Actinopteri; Anabantiformes; Osphronemidae
Product: olfactory receptor 148-like
Exons: 1
Coding region: 1-939 (312 amino acids)
Biological process (GO): G protein-coupled receptor signaling pathway
Cellular component (GO): membrane
Molecular function (GO): olfactory receptor activity; G protein-coupled receptor activity
Source: RefSeq, a predicted model, not a curated record